Endocarpon pusillum Z07020 is the source of this 846-nucleotide messenger RNA. RefSeq lists its product as uncharacterized. NCBI's taxonomy places the organism in Eukaryota, Fungi, Ascomycota, Eurotiomycetes, Verrucariales, Verrucariaceae. The transcript is spliced from 6 exons. The record is from RefSeq and is a predicted model, not a curated record. The coding region runs from base 1 to 846 and encodes 281 amino acids. Gene Ontology annotation, molecular function: oxidoreductase activity.
AUGCCUGAUGUUCGAGGAACAAUUGAAUACCUGCAAGAUCUCGAACUGUAUGAGACCGAGAAGCCGUAUUGGUGUUUCUUACCACCGAAGAAGGGUUUCGAUCCAGACAAGGAACGAGUAGACAAUCUCGAAUUCGAAGAUCAUAACGUUGCCAUCAGUGAUAUCCGCGGUUUGGAAGGCGAUGUCAGUCUUGAGAACUAUGGCUUUCAAGUCCUUUCACAUGACACUGAAAUCCCAGCCUUUACGGCGGCGGAUGCUGUUGAGGCAUACAAGAGAGAGACCGAACAGCUCCUGAUGGAAGCUCUUGGAGCAACCCAUGUCAAAUGUUAUGAUCUUCGACUGCGAAAAAACAUCGUGUUCCAGCGAACUGAGUUUGACCUAAACAACCCGUUACAUACAGAAGGACCGGCGCGAGGAGCGCACAACGCGCCCCAGGUGAUAAACAGAUAUCUCUCACAGCCAGAGAAGGAUGCGUUCUUGAGGAUUGGCUACCGCGUUCGCAUCGUUAAUACCUGGCGAAGCUUGCUUCCAGUUUUAGAGGAUCAGCCUCUGGCUCUUUGUGAUAGUCGUUCAGUUGGUGAAACAGACCUUAUGGCAGCUGAUCGGCUAGUUCCAGAUCGUGUUGGGGAGGUUUACUAUCUCAAGUUCAACCCCAAACAUCAGUGGUAUUGGCUAUCCACACAAAAGAGGUCAGAGCCUUAUGCAUUUGUUAUGUUUGACACCAAAGCCGGCACUCAUGCCAGAUUUUGCCCACAUGUUUCGUUCAAGAAUCCCUUAGCCGGAGCCAAGGUGCCGCCGCGAGAGAGCGUGGAAACAAGGUCGGUUGUGAUUACUAAGGAGUCAUGA